Messenger RNA from Histoplasma mississippiense, 552 nucleotides. RefSeq lists its product with no specific name. The record is from RefSeq and is a predicted model, not a curated record. Bases 1 to 552 code for a protein of 183 amino acids. NCBI's taxonomy places the organism in Eukaryota, Fungi, Ascomycota, Eurotiomycetes, Onygenales, Ajellomycetaceae. The transcript is spliced from 3 exons.
AUGUCCAUCAGUCCAUACACCGCCAUCUGCGCACUGCGCACACUGCAUUCCAUGCUGAAAACUGUGUCAUCGGGAAUUUCCACAUAUUGGCCGAUGAAGGCGAGAUUCAUUGUCUCUGGUGGAAUAACUGCUGGACGGUCGCCCUCCGUGCGCGGGAACAUUAUUGACGUGCCUUGCGGAAAAAUGCAUGGAAUGGUAAUUGAGGUGGAAGGGAUUGAAGAUCAGCUGAUCAUGUGUGAGCUUGAUGAGAAGGUCAAAAAAUUUAGUCGGGUUGCCGGCUGGAUACAUAAUCAAGUCAGUAACCAUGGUCUCAAAAUGAAACUCUACCCCCUCUCUCCUCAAAAAGCUUGUGAUUGGACGGAUAAUGAACUCAUACAGAGUGUAGUUGAUCCAGUCGGCUGGUUGCACGUCGUUCAUACUCCAGAUUUCUUGAAAGUACUUGCGAAGAAGCCUGCGAAACUCCACGACACUAUGCCACAGCUGAAGGGCAAAUCUACUCCACGUCAGACAAACAUUCGUCACCAACUCAAGACUGAUAAGCGCCUUAAAUAA